GUGUGAGGGCUGGGGACAGUGGCAGUGACAGGCUGUGUGAGGGGACAGGAACAGGGACAGGGACAGGCCGUGUGAGGGCAGGGAGAGGCAGAGAGGCCUCGUGGGCUCUGAGCUGGCAGGGGGCAGCUGUGGGCUCGUCCUGCCCCAGGCCCCGCAGCAGGGCCGGGGAUGUCCCACAGGGAAUGUCACUGCUGUGGUGGGACAGGGGCACAGCCGGGCCAGCAGCGGGACAAGGGACAGGCCAGGUGUCCCCUGUGUGCUCCUCAGCACAGUGCUGGGCUGGGGGAGCAAACAGCCCUGCUGGGUUUGAUGGGGCACUGGCAGAGUGGCCUGGGUGCUUUGUCCUGCUGGCUCCCUGCUUCAAUCCCUGGGAAAUCCUGCUGGGAUCUCCCUGCCCUCGGCACACAGGGUGGAACUGGAUGAUCUUCAAGGUCCCCUUCCACCCCAAACCAUUCUGUGAUUCACUCCUCUGCCUCUGGAGAUCAUCUCAAAAAUAAUUUCCCUGAAUCAUGUCUCAGAAGAACAAUUGCAGCUCCUUGCAGGCGGAUGUUUGUGCUGUUUCUCCAUUCCUGAGGCUUUGUUCUGUGUGUGUACAAACACAGCAGAAUGUGUUUGCUGUGUGACUGUUCAGGAUGUGCCCCCAAGGUGUUGAGUGGCACUGGAAUUUCAUUAGCAUGCCAUUCAUGGUGUCAUUCUCCUGAAGGGUCUCUUCUUCUCCUGGGAGGCUCAGGGCACAGGGGAUGGAAAUGUUUUCCAUGCUGGUUUCAGUGAUAUUUGUGGGUGACAUUAAUUUGUGGUGCAUUAGAGGGAAGGCCUGGGAUGGGAUUACUUUCAGAUAUUGAGGAUCUUUUGCUUGCUCAGUUUAAUCAGGUCCAGCUCUAAAAAUAGGAAAAUAACUGGGAAUUGGUGGCCCUGUCAGCUCACACAUGGCAGUGGGGUGUGAGGGAUCACUGUUGGCAUCCCCUGCACAGCCAGGCAGGAGGAAGGAUGAGCUGAUCCCAGUUCUCCCAGUUCCCAUGGCCUGUUUAACCCUGGGCAAGCAGCUGUGGAACUUUUCCAUCAGCUGGAAAUUGUUUCCAUGAUGAUUUUGGUGUUCUCCUUUAACCCAGCAGCUGGAAAUGUUUUCCAUGCUGGUUUCAGUGUUUUCUUUUCACCCAUCAGCUGGAAAUGUUUUCCAUGCUGGUUUCAGUGUUCUCCCUUCACCCAUCAGCUGCAGCAGCACACUGGGUUUCCCUGGAACCAGUCUCAAGUCAGGGUCCUGCCCCUCUUCCCAGACCUUUCCCAGUGCUGCUUCCAGUUUGGGAAUCCCAGCAGGGGAAGGAUGUGGAGCUCCUGGGGAGAGUCCAUGGGAUCAGAGGGGUGGAACAGCUCUCCUGGGUAGAAAGGCUGGGAGGUUUGGGGUUGUUUACCUGGGGAGGGGAAGGUUUGGGGUGACCUCAUUGUGACUUUCCAGUGCUUGUAGGGAGACAGAUGGGGAGGGACUUCCCAAGGGACUGGAGUGACAGGACAAGGGGGAAUGGCUUCAAAGUGUCAGGGAGUGGCUUUAGGGUGGAUAUUGGGGUGAAAUUCCUCCUUGUGAGGGUGGCAGGCCCUGGCACAGGUGCCCAGAGCAGCUGUGGCUGCCCCUGCAUCCCUGGCAGUGUCCAAGGCCAGGCUGGAUGGGGCUUGGAGCAGCCUGGGACAGUGGAAGGUGUUGGAAUGGGGGAAUGAGAUGAUUUUUAAGGUCCCUUCCAACCCAAACCUGGGAUUCUGGGAUUCAGAAUUCUGGGAUUCUCUGUCCUUCCUCACUGGGGCCACAGCCCUGCAGCAGAGCACUUCAACAUCACAACAAAGGCUCUUUGUUGCCACCUCUCAAAGCCCAAGUGCCUCGUUUGCACUCUGUGCUGUCAUUUAGAAAACCCAGAGUUAUUUUGAGCCCUGAGUUGUCCCCGGUGCUGUCAGCAGGGCCAGACUCAGAAACGUGCACCUUGCAGGUCACCCUGUCCUGCCCUGGUGCUGCCAGCAUUCCCUUGGAACCCGUCAUUCCCUCUGCACAUCCUGCUGCUCCUUGCUCCCAGCAAUUGUUGGGAUUCAGAGAAGCCCCAGGAGUGAGAGAUGAUUAUAGGGAAUGUGGAAUCCCAUGGGAGGGGAGCUGGGAGAGGUCACUGCCCGCCCCACAACAUUUUUGUCAUCUCACAGUGGCACAGUGCUUUUCAAAAGUAGAGCUUGAGGAAGAAAAUGUUGGGGAUUCAAAGCUGUUGGAUAUAAAUGUAAAUGCCAGUAGUUUUUCUUCUCAGUUCUGGAUUGCUCUCACACUGGAGCUGAACCCAGCAUUUUUUGCCUCUGAGAAGUCCAAGAAGGGAGCAUGGACCAGCCCAGUGGAAGGAGUUUCAUGCAAGUUCUGUGUGAGAAAUACAGCCCUGAGAACUUCCCCUACCGCCGUGGGCCUGGCAUGGGGGUGCACGUCCCAGCCACUCCACAGGGCUCACCUAUGAAAGACCGCCUGAACCUGCCCAGUGUGCUGGUGCUCAACAGCUGUGGCAUCACCUGUGCCGGGGACGAGAACGAGAUCGCCGCCUUCUGCGCCCACGUCUUCGAGCUCGACCUCUCUGACAACAAACUGGAAGACUGGCACGAGCAGCUGAGCAAUAUAUGUGAUGCAAUUAAUCCAGUGUGGCACUUCACUCCUGUACCUCGUGACUUACAGUCUUGGCCCGUGGGUGAAAAAAUCUGUGUUUUUAUUUUAUUUCAUCAUGCAAAGCGCUGCAACUGGCAUUUCUGGCACCAAGAAGAGAGAAGUUGCGCUGGGUCUUUCGCUGGCGUCCGCAAACUUGUGCUCAACAACAGCAAAGCUUCCUGGGAAACAGUGCACACCAUCCUGCAGGAACUGCCUGACUUGGAGGAACUCUUCCUGUGCCUUAAUGACUACGAAACAGUGUCUUGUUCUCCAGUUUGCUGUCAGUCUCUCAAGCUACUCCACAUAACUGACAACAAUCUUCAAGACUGGACUGAAAUUCGAAAGUUGGGAAUUAUGUUUCCAUCACUGGACACACUUAUCCUGGCUAACAACAACCUCACCACCAUUGAAGAGUCAGAAGAUUCCCUGGCAAGGCUCUUCCCCAACCUAAGAUCCAUCAACUUGCACAAGUCAGGGCUGCAUUGCUGGGAAGACAUUGACAAGUUAAAUUCUUUCCCGAAGCUCGAGGAAGUGAAAUUGCUGGGAAUUCCUCUGCUGCAGUCUUACACCACCGAGGAACGCAGGAAGCUGCUAAUAGCCAGGUUGCCAUCCAUCACCAAGCUCAACGGCAGCAUCGUGGCCGACGGCGAGCGCGAGGACUCGGAGCGCUUCUUCAUCCGCUAUUACAUGGAGCUCCCCGAGGAGGAGGUCCCCUUCAGGUAUCACGAGCUGGUAACCAAGUAUGGGAAGCUGGAGCCCUUGGCAGUGGUGGACCUGCGGCCUCAGAGCAGCGCCAAGGUGGAGGUUCACUUCCAGGACAAGGUGGAGGAGAUGUCCAUCCGCCUUGACCAGACUGUGGCAGAGCUGAAGAAGCACUUAAAAACUGUGGUGCAGCUGUCAACAAGCAACAUGCUGCUCUUCUACUUGGACCAGGAAGCUCCUUUUGGUCCUGAGGAGAUGAAAUACAGCUCGCGGGCGCUGCAUUCCUACGGCAUCCGGGAUGGGGAUAAAAUUUACGUGGAGCCCAGAAUGAAAUAGCCUUUUUGCCCACACCCACACGCCCCCACACACCCACACACAUGCAUUGAGGAGUUUGUUGCAAGGUUUUUAUUUCGGUUGGUUGGUUGAGGUUUGGUUGUGUUUCUGUAGCAGGUAAUUUCUUAGCCCGGAGGAAGUGCCCUGAUGUGAGAACCAUGCCCACCAUCCACUGCAGGUGACCUUGAGGUGACAGUUGACUUCAGGACGUGUGUUUCAGUGUGGGCAAUACCUUGAUGUUUCCUUUGAUGCUCCGGUAUACUCGUGAUUUGGCAUGAAUGGUCAGUUGUUCAAGCUAAACAAUGCCAGGGUCCAUAAGGGAGGAGACAGCUCGGUGCAGAAUUUGACCUGUUGUUUUCUUUUCCUGAAUUUUUUGGUGUUUUGCUCCACCAGAUCUCCCUUUGGCCUAGCUAUCCAACUGUGGCUCGAGCUUGCUGUAGUAUUUUCUUGCAGCUUGGUGCUGUCUCAACCUUUUGUUGUGCUCGAGUUCACAGGAAAAAUUUCCAUCAGUAUUCUGCUUGAUUCAGAGCUCAGGUACUUUAGUGCAUCCACUUCACUCCACUGGUUUGCUUUCUGUGAGUGCACAACAUGGGGGAAAGAAAAAGAACUUCCCAGAAAGAAACUUUCUUUUCAAAGUGCACGCUCUGUAUCCACCUGAUUUUGGGGGGAAAAAAGACGUUUUGGCUGCUGUACCCAUCUCACAUGGUGCCUGCAGCCUGUGGGGAUAAAGGAUGUGUUGGAAAGUGAAUUUUGGGAGGUGGUGGAUGAGCGCUGCAUUGGAAGGGCUUUCAGAACAACAGGUCAACAAGGGGUUAAAGAGCAGCUUCCCCUGUUGUCCAUCCUGAUGCUGAAGAGAUCCUCCGUGCACUUCACCUUGUACCAGUGGGUGCUGCAAGUGGAAUGGCUAAAAUCCCUCUCCUGGGAGAGAGGAAGAGUCAAGUUGAAGUUUGUGUUUGUUGCUGUUGCACCAGUUCAAACCUAGCACUUUGCCCGGGGCCCCUGGCCGGGGGUCCCUGCGUAGGGUCCGGACUCGGAGGAGGUCUUGGCUUGGAUCAGCCUCUGGAGGUGGAGGAACAAAGCAGCUGGACCCACGCUGGGUGUUCAGCAGAGCCCACGUUUGGGUGCUCAGCAGGACCCAUGUUGGAUGUUCAGCUGGACCCAUGUUGGGUGUUCAGCAGGGUUCAUUCCAACAAAGCUGCUGGACUCACAUUGGGUGUUCAGCAGAGCCCAACAUUGGGUGCUCAGCAGGACCCACUUUGGAUGCCCAGCAGGUUUCACUCAAAGAAAGCAGCUGGACCCACGUUGGGUGCUCAGCUGGACCCACGUUGAGUGCUCAGCAGACCCACGUUGGGUGCUCAGCUGGACCCAUGUUGGGUGCUCAGCAGGACCCACUUUGGAUGUCCAGCAGGUUUCAUUCGAAAGCAGCAGGACCCACGUUGGGUGCUCAGCUGGACCCACGUUGGGUGCCCAGCAGGACCCACGUUGGGUGCCCAGCAGGACCCACGUUGGAUGUCCAGCAGGUUUCACUCAAAGAAAGCAGCAGGACCCACGUUGGAUGCCCAGCAGGUUUCACUCAAAGAAAGCAGCUGGACCCACGUUGGGUGCCCAGCAGGACCCACGUUGGACGCCCAGCAGGUUUCUCUCUCUCUCUCCCUCCCUCUCUCUCGGCUUCCCCCACGCGCCCCUCGCAGGCAUCGCGUGCUGCUGCUUCACGUAGUCCCCGUUUUCUACUGCAGAGCAGAUCCCCCUGCCUGGUCAGUGAAAUCCUCCUCCUUCUUUCCUCUCUUGUUUCGCUUUCCUGUGUCUUGCCUGCUCCAAGUUCAAGAGUUUCCCAAUUUCCUGGUUACAAGCAGCUGCUCAGCAGUUUUUGGAGCUGUGCAGUGAGGGCUCUAGUUACACAUGAACUCCUGACCUUCAUUUUGAAAUGCUCCCUUUAUCCCCACGUGCACUUUCUUUCCCAGGAUGCUUUUUCCCACAUCACUGAGCUCCUUUGGUAUUCUUGGAGUUGUGUAUUUCUCUUCACAUUUUACCUGGAUUGUGGGGUGGGAUCAUUGGGGAGGGGACUAAGUAUUAUUAUCUCAUAGUCUUCAGGUUUAGGAUUUGGGGAUUGUUCAGAGGGGAUCAGUUCCUUAUCCAAAGCAAGGGUUAAAAUGGGAGGAUUUAAAACAAGUUACUAAAAUUUGUGCCUCAUCCCCCUGCCAAAAAUAGCAAUUUCUUGGCCCCAUUGAGAUGAGCAAUAGGGAAGGGAGUGAGAUUUUCCACAGGUAGCAUAGAUUUUCAUAGAUCCGUGGUACCUGUAAACUAAACAGCAGGGAGAUAGUGGCAGUAUAACAUAAAAUGAUGCUUUUAUAAUCUAGAGCUUUACUGAAGAUGUAUUUUCCAUUUGGGCAGCGAAAAUAAUUUGCUGCCUGAUAGCAGAACCCUUAAGCCAACACUUCUGUAUGAUAUAUACAUACCUACCAAUAGGAAAAGUUGUGGUUAAUAAGAUAUUUUGUUAUAAAGCAAAGUUUUAUGAAGAUAUGGUUGUUUAAUAUUAGAAACCUAUUUCAGCCCUUGACCUCCAGUGUGAGUAGGAUAUCCCUGAGUGGCUGCAGAGUCCGAGGCAAGCGACCUGUGGGGAUGCAAAAGUGUCUGUGACCCAAUUCUCCAGAGCAGUAAUUGCCUCUGUGGGUGUAUUUAUGGCAUUGUACCUGCUAUUAGUGAGAUGCUGUAACUCUUGACCAACUUCCUCAGCACAAUUAAGAGUCUGGGUUUCAGAGAAGGGAAUAAACAAAGGCCAUUAAAGAGUGGAAUGGGAUGAUAAAGAAGGGCCAAGUAGAUGCUUUUAAGUUUGUUUGCCCACUAAAAAUUGGGCUGUCCAUGGAGGGAUUGGUGCUGUCACCAGCUCAGAACUGGCAGUAAAUCCUGCUUUUAUUUGUGACAGACCUGGUGGGAAGAUGGGAAAAGAGAGCACAGAAGGUUGACAGGUGCUGGGGAUUUGGUGCUGACACCCAAACCUGCUCCCCUGGUCCCUUCAGGUAUGAAAUCACCACCCUGCUGCUUCUCCAGGGCAAGGUUUUCCUCAAGGCAUUCACCUUGUGUGCAGACAGUGGAGCAGUCGUGGGGUAGAAACCAAAAGUGUUGGUUGGCUUCCCAAGGAGAAGGGCUCACCCCAAAACCAGAGAGAGUUUGUGUGGGACCAAACAGCACCCAAGGAUGUGGCAAAAUACCCCAAAUCAUGGUGCCUUGUGGGGAAGGGUCUUGUGUGUGUGCCACCCAACAGGGGACCAUGUCUUGGGGAGAGGGGAGAAGGUUUGGGUGCUCAGUGAGGGUGCAGAUGUGGCAGGAGGUUUGAUUUAAACCAUGUCCAGGCAUUGCCAUGAUUUGGGCCAUGUCCAAGCAUUGCCAGAGCGUGCCCUCUUCAGCUAAAGGUCCCUGGGUCUGUCACAUCCACUUGAGAAAACAAAACAGAUGUGCAAGCUUCACUGGUUUGUGUGUCCUUCUGCCUGAGGGCUGCUUUUGUUGUGCUGUUCCUGCAUCAAAGUCUGCCAUGGGCAGCCUGCACAGCAGGCAGAGCACCUGCUCCACGAGGACUUGGGUGACAGCUGAAUACCAAAGUGUCCCACGGCUCUGUGUGCCAAGUUUGAGGCUGUGCUGUGUGGUUUUGGAGAUGUUCCUGUUCAAUAUCCAUAUUUCUGGCCAGAUGUUCCAGGCAGAUCGCUGUUAUGAACACGCACGGGGUGCUGGCUGUCCUCUGCUCGCUGGCUGGGGUUUGUCACCUGGUUUUUUGGGAGCUGCAGGCAGGCUGGUGGCAGGUGUGACCGUGGUGGCUUGGGGGCCGUGCUGCUGGCUCUCCUGCUCGGGUGUGCAGUCCAAUGGAGGCACCACAGCUCUGCCUCCUCUCUUGUCAGUGAGGUUCUGUAGGUUCUGUGCGAGAUCUGAGAAUGCAAACAAGGUGCUUAAAGCAGCCCAGAGGCUAAAAUCUGUAUUCCUGUGCCUCCCUGGUUUGGAUGUGGCAUUUUGUAGCAGCAGAGAGACGCCUUCCCCAGAGCAGCCUUAGAGGGGCUUCAGCCACCUCGGGCCUUUCCCUCUGUGAUUGCUUUUCUGCAGUUCCUGGAAACUUCAAAUAUAAUUUAAACACGAAGAUCUGUUCUUGCUCCCUGUUAAUGUUGCAUCCAUAUGUAAUUUCAAAGAAGAAGAACUGUAAGUCCAUCUGGUUUUUUAUUCUGGUUUCUCUCCCAGGGGAUACACCUCCCGCUCCCACAAUUUGCCUUUGGUUUGCUUGCAGACUUAGUGGUGGAAUUCAGGCCAAAAUAGGUCAUUGGUUUGGAUCAGUUCAAUAAACUUAUGUAAGUUUUUACACUAAAA
Molecule: messenger RNA, 8038 nt
Organism: Agelaius phoeniceus (red-winged blackbird)
Lineage: Eukaryota; Metazoa; Chordata; Aves; Passeriformes; Icteridae
Source: RefSeq, a predicted model, not a curated record